UGGUAACAUUCACUGCAUUGCUGAGAGUGACAUAUUACCAUUUCAACUUUAACAAUUCUAGAAUAACAUUGUAUUAACGACAGCUAAAAUGGUUGAUCGCGAGCAACUGGUGCAGAAAGCCAGGCUGGCCGAACAGGCUGAAAGAUAUGAUGAUAUGGCAGCAGCCAUGAAAUCGGUGACAGAGUUGAACGAGGCCUUGUCCAAUGAGGAGAGGAACCUGCUCUCUGUGGCCUAUAAGAAUGUGGUAGGGGCGCGGCGCUCAUCCUGGCGUGUCAUCUCCAGCAUCGAGCAGAAGACCUCGGCAGACGGCAACGAGAAAAAGAUCGAGAUGGUGCGUGCGUACCGCGAGAAGAUCGAGAAGGAGCUGGAGACCGUGUGCCAGGACGUGCUGAACCUCCUGGACAACUUCCUGAUCAAGAACUGCAACGAGACGCAGCACGAGAGCAAGGUGUUUUACCUGAAGAUGAAGGGCGACUACUACCGCUACCUGGCUGAGGUGGCCACGGGCGAGAAGAGGGCCGGCGUAGUGGAGUCCUCUGAGAAGUCCUACAGCGAGGCCCAUGAGAUCAGCAAGGAGCACAUGCAGCCCACCCACCCUAUCCGCCUGGGUCUGGCCCUCAACUACUCCGUGUUCUACUACGAGAUCCAGAAUGCACCUGAGCAGGCCUGCCACUUGGCCAAGACCGCCUUUGAUGACGCCAUCGCUGAGCUGGACACCCUGAACGAAGACUCCUACAAAGACUCUACCCUCAUCAUGCAGCUGCUACGAGACAACUUGACACUCUGGACCAGCGACCAGCAGGAUGACGAGGGUGGUGAGACCAACAACUAGAGAGUCCCUAAAGAGACUCCCGUGUCCUGUUUCAGCCAAUACACACAACACCCCGCUCCUUCACAAAUCACAACAAAAUAUGAAACCAGUUAGAAAUAAAUGAUUUGGCUGGUGGAACUUUGGCAGCCACUUUUGCCGUUGAUGAUACUACCGCAGCUGCAGUUCUUCAUUUUUACACAAAUUUAAAAAGUUAAGAAAAAUUGAAAGAGAAGUAGGAGGGGAGAUGAUUUUAGUUUUUAGUAUAAUUUAAAAAAUAAAUUGUGGAACCCCUUACUUCUUGAUUACCUCUGCGACAUUUGCCAAACCACUUAAGAGGAAGAAGUUCUGUAUCUCAAACAGUCAGUCAGGAAGUAGAGUCUGGCUAUUGGGUUAGAAAUGACACCCUCACACUGGCAUAAAGACUGUUCUUAUGGCACUAAAUGAAAUGGAGCUUCUUAUUUAACUGAUGUGGUGAGGGAGGAAGAGCAUUCAAAAUCUUAAGGGGAGAUAGAAGCUUGUGCAAAAAAAUAAAAAAAAACUUGAAUGUCAUCGCCUCGCAAAAAGAAAGAUUUGCAACUAGGUUUGAGAGAGGGAGAAAUAGGUAUCGUACCUCUAGCUAACCACUUCAGACUUACCAACAUGGAAUCUAAAAGGUGUGCAUCACCCUGUAAUGGUAAUCGUUGUGUGAAAGCAGGUAUCCUCUGUGAUUAUUGAACAUACAUAACCAAUGUUUUGUUCCCAUGAUGUCAGGAAUGUGUUUGUACUCAGUCACAGACUAUAUUACUGUAACUAAAGUAGUAAAUACACAGCCAGUACAGCCCUCUAAUGCGCUCAUAUGCUAUACGUAUAUAAACAUUUUCAAGCACCUGGUUAUUAUUAUUAUUAUUCUCCCCUUACCUAGGUUGUCAAGGGUGCCGUAUUAAUAGAAUAUCAAACUAUGCUAAUGCAAAGAAAAUCACUAAAACAACAACAACAAUUAUCUUGCAGAGGAGAUUAUUUGAUAUUGUAAGACAGCAGAAUAUUUUCUCCUAAAUUACGGUAUAUUCAUGUUUACAACCAUCCUGGAUCCAUCAAAUGGAUCCAUCUUGGAUCCGAUCCAUGACACCGAGUUGACUGGAACCACAUACUCAGUGGACAAAAUACACAUUACCUGGGCUAUAUGGACACGCAGCUGUGAGUGGAGACGAAUGGAUUCGCUACUGACAGUCAGUUCAGUCAGCCGUCCUGAUGAGCCCUUCCCAGCUAGCUAGUUUAUGCUGGCAACAACAGCAGCAUGGCACUAGUUGUAACUUGUAAAAGAAAGUGCUUUUUAUUUCCACGGACGAAAUAACUUGUAGUAUUGGUCACCAUCUGGAUGUCACCGUGACAUGCCAAUUAGCUAACGUAACGACAAGUCGGUGUGAAUGACCAGUGCAACGGUGUUGUAUCGAGGUACUUCCCAGUUCCCACUGUUGCUUCCCACCGGGCAGCUGUAACACAUUUUCACUGGCGGUAGCUAUUUGUUCCAUCCCACUUGGUUAUAUUUAGAGUAGGAUAGCAGCCUACACGAGAAAUAACUUGUAAUAUUGGUAGUAUAGUAAGCAUCUGAAUGUCACCGUGAUACAGUCUUCUGCUCAAUGGGGAGAGUUUGCACUGCAAACCGGCAACACGACAACACGGGGCACAGUGUGUCCUUCACCCCACUUGCUGAGCACUGCUGUCCUGCUGUAAGGAGAGGAAAGUAGCUAGAUAGUUUAGCCUGGGGUGACAGCGAAAGCACAGUUAUUGUAAUGAUUUUCACCGAAAGUAAAUGUUUUUGUUGAAAAAAAGAACAAUUAUUUCCGUUAAAAACAGAAUGAUUCUGAACACUCCCAAGUCCCAACUUCGGCAGACAAGUUAAAAAUUCUGGCUGAAGUUUCUAGCCACAUUCAUAAACUAGCUAGCUGGGGAAGGCUCAUUAGGACGCCUGACUGAAAUGACUGAACCGAAUCUGUUUGUUCCCACUCAACUCUCGCUGCGUGACAGUUUUGGGCACAAGGAAUGUGUGUAUAGUCUCUCCCAAUCUAAAAGCAUAUUUGAGGUUUGUGGAUUUUCUUUUUGUGUUAACUUUUUUAAUUGUCAAGAAAUGCACUUGCCUAUUAAACUGUUUCUUCAGUGUGAGACGAUAACUGCUCCAAUAUUCUCGAUAAUAUAAUAUUGUGCAUGCUGGUGAUGUAUUUAUAUACAGUAGCUUGACUUUAUUAUUAUUAACUUAUGCUGUAGAUGUUACGUAUUCAUAUGAACAUGAAAUGACUAGACUUCAAUCUGAUUUAUUUUCUAUUUAUACUUUAUAUUGGAUUGUUGACAUUUUAUUUGAAUCUGUGUUUCCUUUACUCCAUUUGCUGAAAGUACGCUAUGCCAAAACAAUGAUUGUUAACAAUAAAUUGAUCUGUAAUGGA
This is a messenger RNA of Salmo salar (Atlantic salmon), 3228 nucleotides long. RefSeq names its product 14-3-3 protein gamma-1 (gene 143g1). Lineage: Eukaryota; Metazoa; Chordata; Actinopteri; Salmoniformes; Salmonidae. The record is from RefSeq and is marked provisional.